UCAGUACUCGAAAAACCACACUUCUUCUUCUUCCUAGCUUCUCUCGAAAAAGCUGCAGUCAUGACAACAGAGAUCGACAGUCUCUGGAUCUUUGCUCUUGCUUCAAAAUGUAAGGCCCUCACUCAAGAAUCCAUUUUAUGGCCAAUUUUGAUCAUUGGCUUCGCUUGGCUUGCCAUGGCUUUGAUUUACUGGGCUCACUCUGGUGGUCCAGCUUGGGGCAAGUACAGGCUCCGAAAAGCUGCUCUGACUAAGCCAAUUCCUGGUCCUAGAGGUUUGCCUCUGAUUGGGAGCAUGAAUUUGAUGGGCUCACUAGCUCACCAUCGGCUAGCAGCUGCAGCUGAGUCUUGUGACGCCAAGAGGCUCAUGGCUUUCAGUCUUGGCGACACACGUGUCAUACUGACUUGCAAUCCAGAUGUAGCUAAAGAGCUAUUGAAUAGCUCGGUGUUCGCGGAUCGUCCGAUUAAGGAGUCCGCUUACAGCUUGAUGUUCAACAGAGCAAUUGGGUUCGCCAAUUACGGUGUUUACUGGCGUACUCUGAGGAGAAUUGCCGCGACCCACCUGUUCUCCCCAAAACAAAUCAAAGCUGCUGAGUCGCAGCGGCAAGUGCUUGCAUCCCAAAUGGUCACCAUAUUUGGGAAUAAACAAGAGAAUUUCGGCGUUCGGGAGUUGAUUAAGCGAGCUUCGCUCAACAACAUGAUGUGCUCUGUUUUUGGGCGCGAAUAUGAAUUGAAUUCCACAAGUUGGGAAGUUGAGGAGCUGAAGGAACUUGUCGAUGAAGGUUAUGAUCUCUUGGGUUUGCUCAACUGGACUGACCAUCUCCCUUGGCUCGCUAACCUCGACCUCCAGAGAAUCCGGUCAAGAUGUGGAAACCUCGUACCCAGAGUGAACAAGUUCGUUGGCAAAAUUAUCGCUGAACACCGAGCUGAACCGGCCGAAAGAAGCCGAGAUUUCGUCGACGUUUUGCUGUCUCUCCAAGGUGCCGAUAAAAUGUCGGACAGUGACAUGAUCGCCGUUCUUUGGGAAAUGAUAUUUAGAGGAACUGACACCGUGGCGGUUUUGAUCGAGUGGGUGCUGGCUAGGAUGGUGCUUCAUCCCGAUAUCCAGUCAAAAGUUCAUGCUGAGUUGGACAGAGUCGUUGGAUCACGUGGCGUUACUGAAGCUGACAUCGCCGCCAUGGAGUAUCUCCCCGCGGUGGUGAAGGAGGUUUUGAGAAUGCACCCACCGGGCCCACUUCUCUCAUGGGCCCGUUUGGCCAUCACCGAUACGACCAUCGAUGGGUAUCACGUACCUGCUGGAACUACUGCGAUGGUCAACAUGUGGGCCAUCACGAGGGACCCAGAGGUUUGGGAGAAACCACUGCAAUUUAUGCCCGAGAGAUUUGUUGCCAAGGAUGGUGAGGUGGAGUUUUCUGUGCUCGGAUCUGAUCUCAGGCUCGCACCUUUCGGGUCGGGUAGGAGAGUCUGCCCAGGAAAGAACCUGGGUAUGACCACUGUCAACUUCUGGGUGGCAUCGCUGUUGCAGGAGUUCGAAUGGCUGCCGGCCGACGACAAGAGUGUUGACCUGUCAGAGGUGCUCAGGCUGUCUUGUGAGAUGGCUAAUCCCUUGACGGUUCAAGUCCGCCCCAGGCGCAUGAUCAGCACAUCCCAGUAAAAUCAUUUGCAGUAAAAAGAUUUAAUAAAAAGAACCCAAAAAAAAAAAUCCAAAAAUUAGUUUCUUUAAUAAUUAAUUAGACCUAGGUCAUACAGCUUCUCAUCUCCUCUCUUAGCACAUGUGGAUCUCAUCUUUGUCUCUUCCUGUCUAAUAUUUGUUAGGUUUGUCUUAAUAUAAAUGCAAUUAAGUUUC
Molecule: messenger RNA, 1842 nt
Organism: Tripterygium wilfordii
Lineage: Eukaryota; Viridiplantae; Streptophyta; Magnoliopsida; Celastrales; Celastraceae
Product: cytochrome P450 78A3-like
Exons: 2
Coding region: 61-1650 (529 amino acids)
Molecular function (GO): heme binding; monooxygenase activity; oxidoreductase activity, acting on paired donors, with incorporation or reduction of molecular oxygen
Source: RefSeq, a predicted model, not a curated record